CUCCAUGGAGGUAAAUACGGCCAGUCAUGUGCGGUUGCGCCCUGACAAUGGCCGUUAAUCGGAUCGUCAAGUGUCCGAGAGACAACGCUCGGGCGCUCCUCUCAGUGGCCCAACCUUACUAUUACAACUUCCACGAACCCCUAUGUACAGCGAGUAUUUCGUUUCCGCAACACUCGUUAUCGUGCUUUCACUAAACCUUUUAAAGGACGUUAAUUCCUUGCUUGAAAUGACUACGCGUUUUUUUUCCUUUAUGAUGAGCUUCUCACCCGACGCAGAACGGGAUUGGCUCACAUGUAGCCCGAGGUUUGUUAUGCGACUUCGUCGGCCAACCGGGAGCAAACGUCUCAAAAUGAGUACAUCUACGAUCGUUCUCACGAUAUGCCUCGGCACGCCCGCGUGGGUGAUUACGCCGCUGACGCGGGAAAUGACGAGUGCCAAGUUCCAAACUGAAUUAGGUAGUGAUGUUAGGACAUGCUCGCUGGAAUGGCUCAAUCAAGUCAACGCAGCCUCGUUAAGCGUUCAGGAGGAUGACGGAGAAGGUCUCGGAGCAGCGUGGUCGACGGAAUUCAUAAACACGGACGCAGAUAUGUCGGUGGACUUGGGACUGUUAAGCUCUUGCAUAUCACGCAUGUGCAGUGGAGCUUGCGCCCCGCAUGAUGCCUUUGGUAAAGAUAUUCGUUUUGCUGACGCCCCUACCUAUGAUUUGGGUGACUUUAUGAAAUGCAGAUCAAUUCUGCACCAUAACGCGACUAAUAUUUAUUCAUAUCUCCUUUUGGUUGUCCCGAACAGUAUUUUUUGCAUCACUUCCCUGUCAAAGACCGUGACAACGUUAAAAGAGACGUUUUUGAUAACAACCGGCGAAAUCAAUAACAUCUGGCCCUUCACCUCAGGCCAUUGCCAUAUAUCGCUGUGCAUGUCAACUUCGAUUGACGGUUUUAUUGUGGGGCCCACCGUUAUCCGCUCUUGUUCGCCCACUUUUUCGCGGUUCAAGUCGCGGAAGGCUGGCGCCACAUUUUCUCAACACAUUUUUUCUGAGAAGGAUGAGUGGUUGUUUUCGGAACUUCUGAAGAAUUUGUCGUGUGCAUCAUCUGCGGUUAUGUCGCUGAGGAGUUCAGCAGCGAAUUAUGCCGUUACUACUGUUGAAGCAGCCGAAACAAUGCAUGUCGAUAUCUAUCAGCCGCGCAUGGAGGUUACAGCAUUGGCUGCGAGGCAUUUUUCUGAAACUGCAACAAAUUUACAUUUUCACAGGGAGAACUUCUCCACUCUGUACUUUCCUCCUGUGUACAAAAUAGCGGUAUACCUGCCGCUUCUUUUGCCUUUGGUCGUCCCUAUGGUAACAGGAUUGUUAUUGGACACCAAGUUUCACCUAAGAAGUAAGCGAGUGCUUUGUGGUAGAAUUUUGAGCAGAUAGUUACUUGUUUCCUUGAGUUUUGUAGUUGAGGUGACGGCGGCAGCAGGCUGGGCUAGUUUUAUGGUAACUAACCAAAACUACCAAAUUUGUAUGA
Messenger RNA from Micromonas pusilla CCMP1545, 1505 nucleotides. RefSeq lists its product as uncharacterized. Lineage: Eukaryota; Viridiplantae; Chlorophyta; Mamiellophyceae; Mamiellales; Mamiellaceae. The coding region runs from base 143 to 1411 and encodes 422 amino acids. Gene Ontology annotation, biological process: attachment of GPI anchor to protein. The record is from RefSeq and is a predicted model, not a curated record. Gene Ontology annotation, cellular component: GPI-anchor transamidase complex. The transcript has a single exon.